AUGUCUCUACCUUUCACACUAAUAUACUCACUCACCAUAUACCAUAUACUCACCAUAUACCAUAUACUCACCAUAUACCAUAUACCAUAUACCUCACCUCAUACAACCCAAUCUCAAUUAUCUCCCACAAUGGCAGAACAACUCCCAGUCGCCGACUUGAAGUUGGAAGAAAAAGAACAAAAAGAACAGAAAAUCACCCCAUGGGAGGUGGAAGGUGCCGUGGACGAAAACGGACUCUCUAAAGGCAUCGACUACAACAAACUCAUUCUGUCCUUCGGAACGAAGAAGAUCUCCGACGAGACCUUGGCCCGUUUCUCCGCCGUCACCGGUGAAGAGCCCCACCCCUUCUUGAAGAGAGGCGUCUUCUUCUCCGAGAGAGAUUUGGACAGAAUCUUGGACUUGUACGAACAUGGCGAACCGUUCUUCUUGUACACUGGCCGUGGUCCGCUGUCGGACUCGUUGCACUUGGGCCACAUGGUGCCAUUCAUCUUCACGAAGUGGCUCCAGGACGUUUUUGAUGUGCCGUUGGUGAUCGAAUUGACGGACGAUGAGAAGUUCUUGUUCAAGCAGAAGUUGACGAUCUCCGACGUCAAGAAGUUUGCCCACGAGAACUGUAAAGAUAUCAUUGCUGUAGGCUUCAAGCCCGAGAACACCUUCAUUUUCUCGGAUUUAGAGUACAUGAACCCUGCGUUCUACGAGAACAUCGUGCGUACCUCUCGUCAGAUCACCACUUCCACCGCCAAGGCCGUGUUCGGCUUCGAGGACCUGGACUGUAUCGGAAAGCUCCACUUUGCCAGUGUGCAAAUCUCCACGGCCUUCCCUUCGUCUUUCCCAGAUGUGUUGGGCUUGCCUGACAAGACUCCAUGUCUUAUUCCAUGCGCCAUUGACCAGGACCCAUACUUCAGAGUGUGCAGAGAUGUUGCCGACAAGUUGAAGUUCUCCAAGCCCUCUUUGAUCCACGCCAAGUUCUUCCCUGCUUUGCAAGGUGCUUCGACCAAGAUGUCUGCCUCAGACACCACCACGUCCAUUUUCAUGGGCGACACCCCUAAACAGAUCCAAAAGAAGAUCAACAAGUACGCCUUUUCCGGUGGAAGAGCUACUUUGGAGGAGCACAGAGAGCUCGGUGGUAACGUCGAGGUGGACGUUGCCUACCAAUACUUGUCCUUUUUCAGUUACGACGAUGAGAAGUUGGCCAAGUUGGCCGAGGAGUACAAGACCGGUAAGCUUUUGUCCUCUGAGAUGAAGGCCGAGUGUAUUUCUGUUUUGCAAGAGUACGUCGCUGCAUACCAGGAAAGACGUGGUGUUGUUGAUGACCUGGUGGUGAGCCAGUUCAUGAGCCCACACAAGCUUGUGUGGGGCCAGAAGGAGAGAAAGGUGGCACCUAAGGAGAGAGUCAAGAAGGUGAAGGCUGCCAAGAAGUAG
Australozyma saopauloensis is the source of this 1422-nucleotide messenger RNA. It is a transcript of the gene WRS1, whose product is annotated as tryptophan--tRNA ligase. The coding region runs from base 1 to 1422 and encodes 473 amino acids. Gene Ontology annotation, biological process: tryptophanyl-tRNA aminoacylation. The record is from RefSeq and is a predicted model, not a curated record. Gene Ontology annotation, cellular component: cytoplasm. Gene Ontology annotation, molecular function: ATP binding; tryptophan-tRNA ligase activity. NCBI's taxonomy places the organism in Eukaryota, Fungi, Ascomycota, Pichiomycetes, Serinales, Metschnikowiaceae. The transcript has a single exon.